Messenger RNA from Elaeis guineensis (African oil palm), 951 nucleotides. RefSeq lists its product as uncharacterized. NCBI's taxonomy places the organism in Eukaryota, Viridiplantae, Streptophyta, Magnoliopsida, Arecales, Arecaceae. The record is from RefSeq and is a predicted model, not a curated record.
UGUUCCCCACCUCAACCUCCCUCCAUGGACUCCUCCUCCUCCUCGGAGUUCGAGUUCUGGAUGGUUGGCAAAGAGCCCUCCAUCCCCCAGCCUCACCUUCUCACCGCCGAUGAACUCUUCGUCGACGGCGUCCUCCUCCCUCUCCACCUCCUCCCUCCCUCCCAACGCAACCCCAACUCCACCACCCAACUCCCAUCCGAACCAAACACCGACACACCACCACCUCCCCCAGACUCCUCGAUUUCCCCUCCUCCCACCACCUCCUCCAAGAGAUGGAUGGAUAUUUUGAAGGCAGGGGAGAGAAAGUUGGCAGAGAGGGUGAGGAAGAAGGAGAGAAGAAACAGCGCCGCUCAUGCCGCGGAGCUUGUCAUCAACAUCUGGCCCUUCUCGAGGAGCUGCUCCGCCGGAAACGCCGGCACCGGGAACACUGCCAAGGUUAUGGUGGCCCGGCGCAAGGCCAGUAGCACGCCUUGCUCCCGGAGCAACUCCCGUGGAGAGUCCUCGAAGCCGGCUACCACCGCCUCCACCACCAGGAGGAGGUGGGCUUCCAACCCGGGACAGGUCCGGUUCAAUGAUGGCAUCCACCUUGGCCGGACCAGCCCGGUCUGGCAGCUCAGGAGGAACUGCAAGCCUCCUGAACUUGAGGAGAAAACCCACGGAAGAGAUGGCAGCGAUGCGAAGAAAGGAGGCGGCAGCGGUGGAGUUAGAAUGAUGGAUUUGACCAGGAAGACAUGCAUCAGGUAUCGGAAUCUGGUGAGUUGUAGUGGGGAGGGUAAGGAUGGGGUGGCCGGCGGCGACCGGAGCACUGGAAGCGUUCGCGUUGGAAGCAAUGUGGGUCUGUUUAAUCUUAGGGCCAUUUUCUCCAGGAUGGUGGUUUGACGUAAAUAUAUAUAAUUGUAUAUUAUGGCUGGGUCUUGUAAAAUAUUAUGCCCUUAAUUUGUAUCUGAUGAC